UGUCUCGUCCAUGUCUUCUCUCUCCCGAAGCUACCACGAGGAGUAGUUGACUUGAGCCUGGAGAGCGGCUGCUGCGGCAGGGAGAGAGCGAAGUAGACCUAUCGCAUGCCAUUUGCAUGGAUCACAAGGUGAAUCACGCCUCGUAUUCUCUCCCAAUGCCGCUGUCGCCCUCCUCCGAUGCCCUAAUUGACCGCGGGGAAAGCAGAUCUACGAGUCAAAUCUAGGGCGCUCGAGAUCCUCCUCUCGGUCGACCAACUGAGGCUGAAGAAUGGCGCUGCUUGCGAUGGCUGCCGGUGUCCUCCAUCCGAGCCUGGGCCUGAAGCUGGGACAGGGAGGUGGGAGCCACUCACUUCGUCGCUUCCGAUCUGGGAUCUCCAGCUCCUCAAAGAUCAGAUGUCCAUCCCUGCACACUCCUAUAUCCGCAUACCCAACUGCUGUUGAGAAUGGGAGUUCCAAAGCGACUGAUAAAAUUCCUACACCCAAAGUGACAAUUGAUCAAGACUCAAAUCCAGAUGCAACCGUCGUUGAGAUAGCCUUUGGCGAUCGCCUUGGUGCUCUACUUGAUACUAUGAAUUCUCUGAGGAACCUAGGGCUCCAUGUUGUGAAGGCUAAUGAAUACUCGGACUCUACUGGGAAGCACCAUAGAUUCAUGAUAACUAACAGCUUCAUGGAUAAAGCUCUACUGUUGUCUACUGGCCGUAAGAUUGAUGACCCAGAGUUGUUGGAAACAAUUCGGCUGACAAUUAUCACCAAUAUGCUCCAAUAUCACCCGGAGUCUAGCAGUAAACUGGCCAUGGGAGCAACUUUUGGAGUGGAGCCACCUGAGCAGAACGUUGAUGUGGACAUUGCAACCCAUAUAGAUAUUUAUGACGAUGGACCUGACAAAAGCUUACUUGUGGUAGAGACAGCAGACCGGCCCGGUUUGCUGGUUGAUCUUGUCAGGAUCAUCAAUGACAUAAAUAUCACAGUCCAGUCUGGAGAGUUCGACACCGAAGGAUUGUUUGCCAAAGCAAAGUUCCAUGUCAGUUACAGGAACAAAGCCAUCAUCAAGUCCCUGCAACAGGUUCUCUUUAAUAGCUUGAGCUAUUUCUUGAGGAGGCCAACGACCGAGGACGCGAGCUUUUAGUCACUCCCUGGGCAGCUUUGUCAUGGUAGAAAUAAGAGAAUGACUCCCAACAUUUUACAUACUGGAAAAACCAAAUUAUGUUGUAAUACAUUACCUUUGAUUCUAAAUUGACGCUGCAUUCAUGUUUCUUUUUCUCAA
Molecule: messenger RNA, 1264 nt
Organism: Zingiber officinale
Lineage: Eukaryota; Viridiplantae; Streptophyta; Magnoliopsida; Zingiberales; Zingiberaceae
Product: ACT domain-containing protein DS12, chloroplastic-like
Exons: 11
Coding region: 269-1126 (285 amino acids)
Cellular component (GO): chloroplast stroma; chloroplast thylakoid membrane
Source: RefSeq, a predicted model, not a curated record